CGAAUGAACUGAUAGAAGAUGAUGAUUGCUAAAGCAUGUGUCAGGUGGUUGCGGUCGACACUAGGUAGAGAACGGACACCUCCUAGCGCCGUCGGCUCGGCCGUUCGAGGCGCCGAUGGACUGGGAUUCCAUUUUAUUUUUCUGAGAGAAAACGCGACUGAUCGACUCUACAGCCACCAAAUUGCCCCUCGUUCAAAAUGGCAAAGAGAUCCUUGAAAGAAAGUGCCAUCGGCGAUGACGCGCCCGAGGUCAACAUCAAGAUCCAGCGCAAAAAGAGCCGCAAAGACAAAUCCGCCGAAGAAUCCGUCACCGAAACCCCAGCAACAGAUAGCGAAACCGUAGACGCAAAGGCCGAAAAGAAGUCGAAGAAGGAAAAGAAGCGCAAAAACAAGUCCGAAGAGGUCACCGAGGAGGAGUCUUCCUCUGCCGCCGACGCGGAGGCGGCGAAGGCCGCCAAAAAGGCAAGAAAAGAGCCAAAGCGCGCUGCGAAGGUCACGCAGUCUACCGACGAGGAUUCGGAGAAGGCUAAGCGCAAGGCUGAAAAGAAGGCCAAGAAGGCGGCCAAACAAGAUCAGGAAGAUAGCGCGGUUGCUACUCCUGUGGUGGAAUCAAACGGCGACGCGCCACCGGUUACCAAUGGAACGACAGCUGCCCCAGCAGACGUCACCUCUGGUUACGUCGAGGACCCUAAAUUGACUGCUCUGCCACAAUCCGAGGUCGACGCUUUCUUGACCAAGAACAUGAUCACCCUCACCGACCCGCUCAACACCACAGCGAAAUACCGGCCGAUCAUCUCCUUCGAGCAUCUCUCUAUAACAGACGACGCGCUGCGCGCUCCUUUCAAGACUUUCACGGCACCUACACCUAUACAAGCAGCUGCAUGGCCGUCGCUAUUCGCCGGCAGGGAUGUCGUCGGUGUGGCAGAGACGGGUUCCGGAAAAACCCUGGCCUUCGGCGUGCCGUGUGUGCGCUACAUUACAUCCCUUCCCAAGAAGGAGCGUAAGGGCGUCAAGGCUGUUAUUGUGUCGCCCACUCGCGAGCUAGCGGCUCAGAUCCAUGAGCAGCUUGUCAAGCUAGCGGGGCCCUACGGCCUCGAGGUCACCUGUAUCUACGGCGGUGUUCCCAAGGACGACCAACGUGUUCAGCUCAAGAGAGCAAGCAUUGUGGUGGCUACUCCCGGCCGUCUCAACGACCUGAUCGAUGAGGGCUCGGCAGACAUCAGCAGUGCUGGGUAUGUCGUGCUCGACGAAGCGGACAGGAUGCUCGACAAGGGUUUCGAGGAUGCGAUUCGCAAAAUCAUUAGCAGCACUCGCCCUAUGGGCCAACGUCAAACCCUCAUGUUCACCGCAACUUGGCCGCAGUCUGUCCGUGAGCUGGCUUCUACGUUCAUGACCUCUCCUGUCAGAGUUAACAUUGGCGAUAACCCAACUGGAGAGCUGCGUGCAAACACUCGCAUCAGUCAGACCGUCGAAGUGGUUGAGCCUCGUAACAAGGAAUACCGUUUGUUGCAACUGCUCAAGGAGAACCUGGCAGGCGCCAAGAAGAACGAUCGUAUUUUGGUCUUCUGCUUGUACAAGAAGGAGGCCACUCGGAUCGAGGGCUUCAUUCGCUCCAAAGGAUUUAGCGUCGCUGGUAUCCAUGGUGAUUUGGGCCAAUCACAGCGCACUGCCAGCUUGGAUGCGUUCAAGAAGGGACAGGUCAACUUGCUCGUUGCGACUGAUGUUGCCGCCCGUGGUCUGGACAUUCCCGAGGUGAAGGUCGUCCUCAACGUAACGUUCCCACUCACUGCCGAGGACUAUGUCCACCGUAUCGGCAGAACGGGUCGUGCUGGAAAAGAUGGUAAAGCGAUCACUCUUUUCACUGAACACGACAAGCCUUUGGCUGGAGCACUUGUCAACGUUCUCAAAGGCGCGAACCAACCUGUGCCCCAGGAGUUGAUGAAGUUCGGCACUACAGUUAAGAAGAAGGGUCACGACGCGUACGGUGCUUUCUUCAAGGAUACUGAGGGCAUGAAGCAGGCGACGAAGAUUACGUUUGACUAGAACCGUACCAACCCACCAUUGGUGAUGGGCUGGAAUCCCUAUUCGUCUUAUGCAUUUGCAGGCGUUUUGAGCUUGAUAGACAUUACAUAAAAAAAUGAUGCUAUUCGGGAGAGCAGGUUGCUCGGAAGGCCGCUCGGAGUCAAAAAUUUACAUUUGCAAGUUCCGCAAAAGCCUGCUUCCACCAGGGUAGAGAUAGAAAGACAGCAGUAGUCUUGAUGGGUGU
Messenger RNA from Aplosporella prunicola CBS 121167, 2265 nucleotides. RefSeq lists its product as uncharacterized. Gene Ontology annotation, cellular component: nucleolus. The record is from RefSeq and is a predicted model, not a curated record. Gene Ontology annotation, molecular function: RNA helicase activity; RNA binding; ATP binding. Gene Ontology annotation, biological process: rRNA processing. Lineage: Eukaryota; Fungi; Ascomycota; Dothideomycetes; Botryosphaeriales; Aplosporellaceae. The transcript is spliced from 2 exons. The coding region runs from base 198 to 2042 and encodes 614 amino acids.